CAAGUAAAAAGAGAAAAAUACCGAAAUAAUAUUAUUAAAAAAAAAAUAACCGUACAUUAUAUUGGGUCCGUCCUCGAACCCAGCUCGGGCCGGGAGUUAUAAUUAAUUCCAGAGGGUAUUUUGCGAUUUAGAAGAGGGGGCAACACGAAAUAAAUCGAUACCGAGUCGAGCCCCCCUUUAGUGUGUAACCUAAAGGGCGCGGAGCAGCAGUGGCGAGUACACCGAGGUAAAAUUACGCCGAAAACGACGUAAAUAAAAUAAAUUUCGCUCGCAAUUAUCGCGUAUUAAAAUAAAAAUUCGCUCAGUGGGAGUCGGUGCACUUCGAUGGGACUAUGAAAUUGCAGAAAAUGGUGCGCGUUUUCACCGACAGGCACCUGGAGAACAUCGGCAACGUCUUCGAGGCCCUGUACAAAGACUGUUUGCUCACCGAUUGUGUGUUGUAUUGCAAGGACGGUGCCAUAAAGGCGCACAAAGUGAUUUUGGCCGCGAGCAGUAGGUAUUUCAAGCAGGUUUUCCUCGAUCACGCCGACGACAAUGCUAUUUUUAUGUACGGCAUUUCCUACGUACAACUCAAGCAUCUCGUCGAUUUGAUCUACAGGGGAUCCAUCGACGUGCCCGGCGAUAAUUUGAACGCUAUUUAUUCGUUGUUGGAGGAAUUGAAAGUCAACGGAGUGGCCGUCGACGCCACUAGGGAAUUGAAAACCAACGGUAUAGGACGAGACACGAGGUUCAAGGGUCAAAAACGAGUAGCCGUCGAUUUCGACAUCAACGAUGCUCAAUCCCCGUCCACCUCCCGCUCAAAAACUCCAACUCAAACCGAGAGAAGAACCAGCACUUCUGCAGAAUCCGCUUCACCUACCCGUUCUCCCGGCAAAGAAUCUGGUACAGUUUCCGGGGAAGUACCCAAACUCAACCCGUUUCUAACAAGUCGCUUUGCAGAAAAUGUCCAAUCCACGCAAAUCCACCAAUCAACCGAAGGAUCCAACUCCCCCACGACCGAUUCGAGCAACAUAAACGGCAAGCACGGUGCGAAAUCCAGAGAUGAUUACGAGCCGAGCGGACCUUUGAGCGUUUGGGCGAGGAAAGAGAGGAAAUUCAAAUGCGACUUGUGUCCUAGUAGUUUUAAGAGAGCAUCCCACCUGAGCAGGCACCAGCUGGUGCACACCGGCGAAAGGCCGUUCGCCUGCGAUCAGUGCGACAAAGCGUUUUCGCGCCACGACAAGCUCAAGCACCACGUGCACAAGACGCACGAGCUCCACGACGCCGCGCUCCACGCUCUCAACGAGGCUUUGGGGCCGGAUUCGCUCUAUACGAUCGACCAUGUGGAUAUUCUUACGCCCGAAACGAACAUGGUGGAGUCCUCGAAUUCGAUCGUUCCGAAGGAGGAGGCUGUUUCGAGCGUGGGGUUCAGCGAAGGGUUCAAGGAAGUGCCUCAGAAGAAAGGCAGAGGGAGGCCGAGGAAAUAUCCGCCUGUUCCGAAACCUCUGUUUAAAAGACCCAGAGGACGACCGAGGAUCAAUCCUGUUGGCUUUCACAACUUGCAAGGAUACCAAAACCUGUGCAGAGACUCCUUCGAGGACCUGGGUUACCUCUACAAAGAGAGCGGCCCGGGCCAGUGUUUCCCCGGCAAUUCGGACAUGGAAGUGGAUUCCGAUCUGCACGAGCAAGGUCUCAUGGAGCCUUUGGUGGAGAUAAAAACCGAAGCGCUGGAGAAAAACAACGAAGAGGACGAGGAGGACGAGGAGGAGCCCGAUCGAAAGCCUGAUAGUAAUUUUUUCGAAAAGAUCGGCCUGUUUGAAAACAGCACGGCUAUAGCUAAGAUAGGCGAGUGCACGAUUUCAGUGGCGCCCAGCACGAGUAAUAUUAGCGAAUCUAACGGAAAUAAAGCCGAUAACUGAUUUUCUGGGGGUAAUUUUUAUUGUUCACGAAAUUAGUACAGUGGUUAAGUACAUUUUUAUCCCACAAAAAGUUGUGUAAACAAUUAUAAGUGUUGAUACUUCCACACUGGGCUAUUAGGAUUAAUUUUGUUUUGGUCCAAUUCGACUAGGUUACUUUUUUGUAUCUUUAUAUUUUUUUUAAGAAUUGUUUUUGUUUGGAAUCUGGAGCUUUUGUCUUCCAAUGAUCGGUCUGAAUGAACACGUUUAAUUUCGAAAUUCUGUGAUAAAAUGCGUGGAUAGUGUAGAGUUUUGAAGUUUUAUUUUUCGUGAAAAUUUUAUACAUUUCUGUUUAUUUUCAACUUUUCAUUUAAUCACGGCAUCCACUCAAAAAAUCCCUAAAUUUAACGCAUGUAUUAUACACAUAUAGGUAUUAAAACAGUAUUAGAAAUAGGAAGAGUUUUAUUUUAAACAUUUAUGUGCCAUAAUAUUGUAAAUAAACGAAACCAACUUACAAAA
Messenger RNA from Phyllotreta striolata, 2393 nucleotides. The record is from the annotation of a GenBank genome assembly. Lineage: Eukaryota; Metazoa; Arthropoda; Insecta; Coleoptera; Chrysomelidae.